AUGCUUACCAUCCAGAGAAAGAGAAAGACUGAGCAGACGGGAAACUACCACAUCAUGGAGGCUCCGAGCGUAAUGGCUGCUCUUGUCCUGCGCAAGCUGCGUGUCAUCGAGCCGCAGCAGAACGACACGUCGACCCCUCUGGUCAUCAAAUACCUGCAUUAUCAGCUAAUAGAAGAUAAACCUGUCAGGACGCCGGGUGCUCAAUGCGAAAGAAUUGAAGAGAAGACGGAUCGGGCAACAAAGAGGCAGUGGUCAGGGCCGGAGUAUGCGAGCAGUCCUCAAGUGACUCCAACGUCAAGGAGCCUGAAGGGUGCUAACAUCUCCUUGAGGCCGGGGAUAUUCCGAUCGUGCCAUGACUUGCCUCCUAUUGGAUCGUCUACCCUCGAUCACACCUAUAUUAAUCCGUACUCUGUAGCCCCUGUUCACAUCCAUCUACGUGACAGCUGGGAGAUACAAGGGGGAAAUCCAGGACCCUUGAAGGUGCCGAGCAUCUCAGGGUCAAUGCACUACUGCGAGUACUUGCAGAACUGUGACCCGGUCAAGUUGUAA
Messenger RNA from Trichoderma citrinoviride, 549 nucleotides. RefSeq lists its product as hypothetical. NCBI's taxonomy places the organism in Eukaryota, Fungi, Ascomycota, Sordariomycetes, Hypocreales, Hypocreaceae. The transcript has 8 exons. The record is from RefSeq and is a predicted model, not a curated record. Bases 1 to 549 code for a protein of 182 amino acids.